CAAACAGCUUCCCAUCUCCAUUUUGGAUAAAAAUCGUCUGGGUCGAAAUUUGCUAAAAGGUGGGGGGUUCUGCAGAAGUAAUUAUUAGCAUUCUCGGGGCAGCAUAUAUUUACUGGGCAAGAAAGGUAACCAGCCACUUUGGGCGGACUCUAAUUUAUUGCUUCAGAUUCAACCAACAAUGGCUCUUAAUCUUGCCCCAAAGAUUUCUGUCCCUAAUAUCAACUCCAUGGAGAGACCUCAAACUAAAUUUGGUAAACUGCAAUUUAGGUGUUAUGUAGUUGAACCAUCUUUCUCGAGUCGUCGUCGAAUAAUAGCACGUACUACCACUGCCACAUUGUUGGCUGUUCUGACCUUCAACUGCAUUUCGACUCCAUUACCAGUACGGGCCGAAUCGGACGAGGACCAAGGUGUUGCAGGGGCUAUUAAAUCGUUGUUUGAUCCUAAUGAGAAAACAAAGUCAGGUAAAGUGUUGCCAAAGGCUUAUGUAAAGUCGGCAAGAGAAGUCGUGAAAACGCUGCGCGAAUCGCUGAAGGAGGAUCCCAAGGAUGUCGCUAAAUUUAGGCGAACGGCGGAUUCGGCAAAGGAGUCGAUCCGAGAUUAUUUGAGUAAUUGGAGGGGGCAAGAGAAGUUGGCUGGUGAGGAAUCAUAUAUGGAACUGGAAAAGGCGAUUAGAGCACUGGCCAGUUUCUACUCAAAGGCAGGUCCCUCUGCUCCAUUGCCAGAAGAGAUUAAGAAUGAGAUAUUGAAUGAUUUGAGCACAGCUGAAGAAUUUUUGUAGUGCACAUGAUACAUAUAUACAGCUCCUUAGUUGAAAGCAGUGUUGUUAUUAUUAUUAUUUUGGUUGUUUAAGUUUGAUGCAUUUAUUUGAUAAAAAUAUAAAAAAGUUCGAUAA
Molecule: messenger RNA, 892 nt
Organism: Gossypium raimondii (Peruvian cotton)
Lineage: Eukaryota; Viridiplantae; Streptophyta; Magnoliopsida; Malvales; Malvaceae
Product: photosystem II D1 precursor processing protein PSB27-H2, chloroplastic
Exons: 5
Coding region: 179-778 (199 amino acids)
Biological process (GO): photosystem II repair; photosystem II assembly
Cellular component (GO): chloroplast thylakoid lumen; photosystem II
Source: RefSeq, a predicted model, not a curated record